This is a messenger RNA of Propithecus coquereli (Coquerel's sifaka), 776 nucleotides long. It is a transcript of the gene BEX4, whose product is annotated as brain expressed, X-linked 4. The record is from RefSeq and is a predicted model, not a curated record. The transcript has a single exon. Bases 46 to 408 code for a protein of 120 amino acids. Lineage: Eukaryota; Metazoa; Chordata; Mammalia; Primates; Indriidae. Gene Ontology annotation, cellular component: nucleus; cytoplasm.
GGUGCUGAUCGGUCCACCUUUUCUCUCUCUCAUCUCCUAGGAGUAAUGGAGUCCAAAGAGGAACAAGUGGUGAAAAAGCUCAACGCAGAAAAUGCCAAACAAGAAAAGGAAGGAGGGGAGCAGGCCCCUGUGCAGAAUGAAGAGGAAUCCCGCCAUUUGGGAGGCGGUGAAGGCCAGAAGCCUGGAGGAAAUGUCAGGCGGGGGCGGGUUAGGCGACUUGUCCCUAAUUUUCGAUGGGCCAUACCUAAUAGGCAUAUUGAUCACAAUGAAGCAGGAGAUGAUGUAGAAAGGUUUGUAGGGCAGAUGAUGGAAAUCAAGAGAAAGACUAGGGAGCAGCAGGUGAGGAACUAUAUGCGCUUCCAAACUCCCGAACCUGACAAUCAUUAUGACUUUUGCCUCAUACCUUGAAUCCUAAGGUUUUCCCAGAGGUUAAUAAUGUGGCCACUGCUUUACAAGCUUGUAUUUUUGUGAUUUACUUUUUCUGUAAACCUUUUGGUGUUUACAUUUAAUCAGUUUCUAAUUGAAUAUUGUUUUGUCUAAGUCUGAAAGUUUCUGUCAGCAUGGCAAUUUCACCCAUUUUAGGAAAAUAUUCUUUUCCUAAUAUGAAAUUAAUAAAGCAGUUUAAAAAGCAGUCUAUAUUCCAUCAUCUUCCUGUUCCACCUCCUUAUUUUUUGUUAAUAUUACCUUUCCCCUCCUAGCUACCUGGACUCAAAAUCUCAGUUUUCCUUGACAAUUAUUGUUUUCCUACAUACAAUCAAUAAGGAACAAUCAUACCC